UCCGCUCGUAAAUGUGAGCGUCAGUUGGAGGGUAGAGUCAGUAAGGAUCUGUGAAGUGGCUGUGUUCACCAUGAUGUGGACGGCGAGUCUCUGCCUCCUCGGGGUCUCAUCCAUCCUCAGUGCUCCAGUUAAUAAACAAAGACAGAAGCUGCUGCUCAUCUCCUUCGACGGGUUCCGCUGGGAUUACGACCGCGAUGUGGACACACCAAACCUUGACAAAAUGGCCAAGGAUGGAGUCAAAGCCCUGUAUGUCACACCUCCUUACCUCACCAUCACCAGCCCCACACACUUCACCCUCUUGACAGGCCGCUACAUCGAGAAUCACGGGGUAAUCCACAACAUGUGGUUCAACACAACCACCAAAGCGAAGAAGCCGUACUAUCAGACUCAGUUUGUGAAUGAGUGGUGGGACAAUGGCACUCUGCCUAUCUGGAUCACGGCGCAGAGACAGGGCCUGAAAGCUGGCUCUCUUCACUUUCCUGGCACCGCUUCCAGUUACCAGGGACAGGUUGCCAUGGUACGGGAAGUAGAGCCAUCGCUCUACAACUAUAAGAAUGAGACUCUUUGGAAAAAAAACACAGACAAGGUGAUGGGAUGGUUUAAGCACGAGGAUCUGGACUUUGUGUCAAUGUACUUUGGUGAACCAGAUGGCACAGGUCACAAAUAUGGCCCAGACUCCCCAGAGCGAAAGAAGAUGGUCGAGCAAGUUGACCGAGCAGUGGGCUACAUUCGAGAGUCAGUUGAGCUACACAGUCUGACCGACCACCUGAACAUCAUCAUCACGGCGGACCACGGUAUGUCCACAGUGUACCGCAAUGGUCUGGUGGAGGAGAUCACCCUGAACAAGAUCCCAGGCUUCUCCUUUUCGGACGUAGCGUUUCAUCUACUGGAUUACGGACCCUCUGGGAUGCUGUUGCCAAAACCGGACAGGCUUGAGAAGGUUUACAGUGCCUUGAAAGGUGCCCAUCCACACCUCCAUGUGUACAAGAAGGAAGACAUGCCAGAGCGCCUCCGCUUCGCCAAAAAUGAUCGCAUCCUGCCCAUCGUUUUAUGGGCCGACCCUGGAUAUGUGAUCAAUGGGUACUUUCCAGUUCAAUUCAACAAGGGGGAGCACGGCUAUGACAACGACGACAUGGACAUGAAGCCUUUCUUCAGGGCAGUGGGUCCAGCAUUUCACAAGAACCUAGAGGUUGGGCCUUUUGAGACUGUCAACGUCUACCCCUUGAUGUGUCACAUCCUGGGCAUCCAGCCGGAGGUCAACGAUGGCCACCUGAAUGCCACCAAACACAUGCUGAUUACCAGCAAUGCUUCUCAGGGUAAAAAAAUUAAUUUGGCAGAGAAUGCCUUCAUUGGGAUCGCUGCCAUAGCAGGAUUUCUAGUGGUACAGUAGUAUUCCUAGUGAUGAUGUCCCACAAAGUGCUCAAGAGCAAACGCAAGAAAAAAGGAUCACAAGCAUCAGAACAUCUUCCAGAAAAAGAAAUUACAAAACAAACUCCACUUUGAUCAUCACACAGAAAUGUUAAUUUAUAAAUGUUAAUGUCAGCGUGACACUGAGACACCACCUUCUUGUGGACUGUCCUUUCUUACUGAAUCUUGUUUCUUGAGAAAAUACAAUAAAUAAGCAAACACACACCUUGUGUAAAUCUGUUAGCAAAGGGAGAAUGUUGUUUGUCAAAAUUGUAAAAAAAACGAAUAAUAUAAAACAUUACUGGCAAAAUGUUUGUGUCGAAAUUGUAGCCUCUAUAUUUGAUCACUACAACUGUUCCACUUGCUUGUUGUUUUAUUGUUGAAAGAGAAUUUUAUUAGUUGUAAAAAUGCAAUGACCUAUGAUAUAUAGGCCAUUGCAUGCAAAAUAAAAUAGUA
Molecule: messenger RNA, 1863 nt
Organism: Betta splendens (Siamese fighting fish)
Lineage: Eukaryota; Metazoa; Chordata; Actinopteri; Anabantiformes; Osphronemidae
Product: ectonucleotide pyrophosphatase/phosphodiesterase family member 7-like
Exons: 6
Coding region: 71-1390 (439 amino acids)
Source: RefSeq, a predicted model, not a curated record